Molecule: messenger RNA, 942 nt
Organism: Symbiodinium sp. CCMP2592
Lineage: Eukaryota; Dinophyceae; Suessiales; Symbiodiniaceae
Source: the annotation of a GenBank genome assembly
AUGAAAACCAUCAUGACCGCUAUUGCUGUCGCUUCACUCACUGCUACCCCACUCGCACUCGGUGGGCCCAACUGCUCGUCCAACAAAUACGAUCAUGCGAACACCACGCAGGUCAAUGAGCAUCAAGCGGACAUCAUUGACACUGCUCUCGCAGCCGGCUCGUUUAAUACCCUCGCGGCGGCACUCACUGAAGCAGACCUCGUCGGCGCACUGAAGGGCAAGGGGCCGUUCACUGUCUUCGCACCAACCGACGAAGCGUUCGCAAAGCUCCCUGCUGGUACUGUUGAGAGCUUGCUCAAGCCUGAGAAUCGUGAUCAGUUGAUCAACAUUCUCACCUUCCAUGUUGUUCCUGGAGAAUAUGACGCGGAGCAUGUGCUCGGUGCCCCAGGCUUGAACAUGCUCAACGGACAGCGUGCGGACAUCAACGCACACGAAGGCACCAUCGAUGGCGCGAGCAUCAUUAAGACAGACAUCGAGUGCAGCAACGGGAUCAUCCAUGUGAUCGACGAGGUCAUCCUCCCGAAGACCGAUUCAAUUCUUGAGACCGCAUCAUCUGCUGGUUCAUUCAACACACUCGCGGCAGCGAUUGAAGCAGCGGGUCUGGUUGAUGCACUGAGCGGCGAAGGUCCAUUCACUGUGUUCGCUCCAACCGAUGCCGCAUUCGCGAAGCUCCCAGCUGGGACUGUUGAGAACCUUCUGAAGCCUGAGAAUCUUGAUACACUCCGCUCGAUCCUUCUGUACCAUGUCGUCGAGGGACGCGUCUACAGCGAUGAAGCAGUUGACGCAAAGAAGGCAAAGACCCUCCAAGGCGACAAGGUCAAGAUCCGUGAGUACAAGGGCAAGGUGCAAGUCGGCAACGCGACUGUUGAGGCCGCGGACAUCGAUGCGUCCAACGGCGUGAUCCAUGUGAUCGACACAGUGAUCCUCCCAUCAGACAGCUAA